Aspergillus niger is the source of this 348-nucleotide messenger RNA. RefSeq lists its product as uncharacterized. Gene Ontology annotation, cellular component: mitochondrial intermembrane space; mitochondrion; respiratory chain complex IV. NCBI's taxonomy places the organism in Eukaryota, Fungi, Ascomycota, Eurotiomycetes, Eurotiales, Aspergillaceae. The record is from RefSeq and is a predicted model, not a curated record. Gene Ontology annotation, biological process: mitochondrial respiratory chain complex IV assembly. The transcript is spliced from 2 exons. The coding region runs from base 1 to 348 and encodes 115 amino acids.
AUGGGCUGGCUUCCCUGGUCCUCCGACUCUUCCAACACCGCCUCCGACGGUGGCCGCAUAGCUCCCGAUCGAACCUCCCGCCAACGAUGCUACGAGGGCCGCGACAUGUUCUUUUCCUGCCUCGACCGGAAUGAUAUCUUAGAUGCAAUCAAGGAUGACAAGGAGGCGCGUCGGAAGUGUGGAAAGGAGAUUGCAGAGUUUGAGACGGCUUGCUCGAGGGCGUGGGUCAAAUAUUUCAAGGAGAAGCGCGUGAUGGAGUAUAACCGGGACAAGACAAUUGAGCGGAUUAAGAAGGAGGAUGCGGCCCAGGUUCAAGAAUUGAAAGCACAGGGGUGGAACUCCCGGUAA